AUGUCUCAACCUACGUUGAACUCGAGCUUCAGCGGUAUCAAUUUCGCCGGAAUGAAUCGUGGCUCUAGAUUGUCUUAUACCAGCCUUAGAGCAGCCUCCGGCGAUAAUAGUAUCAACGAGGAAGAGAGAUUAUCAGCUCCAAGUGUACAGGGCUUCAGUGGAAGCUCGAGAGGAAGCUUGACGAUGGAUCAAGGCUCCUCGAGGUUGUCACAGCCGGACGUACGACAGUUUACCUUGCGACAAGACGUAACAGGGAAACGGGAACGUCUCUCUCAACCGACUCUGGUUACCAACGAUUAUUAUCCCGGUCGUGGUCAACAGAGAUUGUCGCAACCUUGCCUAAGUACGGGAAAAGACCUGAAUUUACCCACGAUGGUUUUCCAUUCUCCUUUACCGCCGCCUAUCAAACAUAAAAGAUUCUCUCCUGCUAUACACGCCAGCAAGAGGGACCGUUUGUCGCAGUUGGACAUCGGUGCUAAACACAGGAACUUCAAAGAGUCCGCUGCGACAAAGUUCAAUCGGGAUAGAUUUUCAAUACCGGAGUUAGAAACGCAAAACGAUCUUAGGUUGAUAGCUGGUACACCCAAGCAGAGAUUUAGCUUGGACAGUCAACUAACGCGAAAUCAGGAUGCAACUCGAUCAAGACUACUACCGAUAGCCAGUUCGCCCAUCAAUGAACACCAACAGACUAAGAUCGAAGAACAAACAGGAUUUCCUGUGAGUAAACUUAUGAGUCCCACUAGAGAAGGCCUUGAAAGCGUACUCGUGACAAGUGCUACCCCGAUAUUACCACCGAGUGAAAGACAACUGUUGUCAACCGAAUUAUAUAAGAAAGUAGCUGCGAUUAUUACAUCGACAGUGUCAGCGACAACCACGACAAUUACGACGAAUAAAUUACAGAGAUUGGUCUCGCCGAAUCCUAACAGGGAGAGGAUGUCGGUACCUGAGAUAAGGAACUCGAGUCUACGUCGAUUGCUCGAUCCACCGGCUAGGCAAAGGCACAGUAUCACAGGCAAUCUAAGACAGAGCCUGAUUUCUCCUAUCACGUUCGGUAAACCUCUUGAUUUUGGUAAAAAGUCACCAAAACAUUUGUUCGAAGAGGCUUUGGAGAGAUUUCGAAGGGAUGAAAAAGAAGAGAACCGAAAGAACGAGAUGUCCAACUCGGAAACUAUCGUCGACAUCAUCGACGAACCGAAACAUAUACAGAAACAUUAUUCGUACACGUACGAGAGUUCAGACGAAAGUUCCUCGAUACUUGGAAAGAUAAACAUGUCCGUGAUACCGAAGAAAAAGUAUCUGGAGAGUAAUUUCGAUGAAAACGAACAAGUGAUCACUACAGUGAUCGAAACCGAUGUGCCGAUGAUAAUGGCCAAUCCGAAAUACGUGAAGAAAUCGUCUUAUUCGAGUGAGACACCCAAGUGGAUCAGGAAGUAUUUAGAGAACGAGAGUCCAAAAGGAGGAAGGAAGGCGAUAAGCAACAAAGAGAAGACCGGUAGAAAGAGUAGCCGAAGGAAAAGCUCUUUGGAAUCGGUGGAAGAUGAAAAAAUUACAGACAAAGUUCGUUCGAAGUCGGUGAGUAGCGGUGAAAAGAGUCCGAUGCUGAAAAAUACCGGCAUACAAUCUGAAUUGAAGAACAUGAAGAACACGUAUGUUAGAAUUGUACCCUCGAAUAAGAUCCAAGAGAACAGGUACGAGGUAAAGGUGGAGAACAAUUGGAUCGAUGGAAACAUUCAUGGACUGUAUGGCGACGAAUACGACGAUACGGAUUCCGAUGAUUCCACGUCCAUUUAA
Habropoda laboriosa is the source of this 1791-nucleotide messenger RNA. RefSeq lists its product as uncharacterized. NCBI's taxonomy places the organism in Eukaryota, Metazoa, Arthropoda, Insecta, Hymenoptera, Apidae. Bases 1 to 1791 code for a protein of 596 amino acids. The transcript has a single exon. The record is from RefSeq and is a predicted model, not a curated record.